CACUUGAAAUGAUCCUUCAGUUGGUACUGCUCCUUCAAGUCGGUCUGGGCUUUGGCCAAGAAAUCGGUUCACUACGGAUUAUGAACGGCACUAAGGCCAAGGUGAAUCAGUUUCCCUAUCAGGUGGGGCUGCUCUCCUUUUUCAAAGAAUUCAUGAAUGAACCUAGUCUCUGCGGAGGCGCUAUCCUCAACGAGUUUUUCAUAUUGACGGCUGCACAUUGCCUGCAAGAACCAAAGGCUAAGCUCUCCAAGGUCCUUGUUCAAGUGGGCAGCUUAGAUCCUCCGGGAGAUGAGAAAGCGAUUACAGUUAAGGCCAGCAACACCCGCGUCCAUGAGAAUUUCAAUCGUCAGACUGUGGAAAACGAUUUGGGGCUGAUCAAGUUGCCAAGGAUGCUCAAGUUCAAUAGGUUUCGUCAACCCGUCAAGUUGCCAAAGAACUCGAUGAGAAAGUACACAGGUCGCCCGGCGGUCGUCACGGGAUGGGGUGUGACCAACACCCUUGGACCCAGUCGGUUCCUUCAGUACCUCAAUGUGACCAUAAUCUCGAACAAGGAGUGCCAGAGGCAGUGGACCAAAGGGCUCAACGGCACUGGAAAGAGGAAGGAUAUAUACAGCUCAUAUGUAUGCAUUGACUCCAAGGUGGGUCUGCCAUGUCAAGGCGACUCCGGUGGACCGCUCGUUCUGGCCGAUGGAUCCAGGACCUUGGUGGGAGUUAUUUCGCAUGGUUACGAUAUGGGUUGUAUGAUCAAAGUGCCAGAUGUUUCCACAAGGGUUAGCCAUUUUCUUAAGUGGAUAGAGGUAAACAUGCUUAGGAUGUAGGAGGCUUAGCAAGGAACCACAUUAAAAGGAAGGAUAUCUUUUCAAACGUGUGCUUUAUUCUUAUUACUUCAUACAAACUUCCAUACACUGCCUCCUUAUCCGUUCUCCGUUCUCUUCGGUUCGAUUCUCAUAAUAUUCUCUUGUGGCUUUGCUAAAUUUGUUAUCAUUUCUUUAUGUAUUGUAUGUUAUUUUGUGACUUUGACGGUGUUGCUUGUCGUUUAAACAAUUUUAUGUUUAUGAUAAUGUUUUACAUAUUUUCAUUUUGUGGGC
Molecule: messenger RNA, 1088 nt
Organism: Drosophila serrata
Lineage: Eukaryota; Metazoa; Arthropoda; Insecta; Diptera; Drosophilidae
Product: chymotrypsin-2
Biological process (GO): proteolysis
Molecular function (GO): serine-type endopeptidase activity
Source: RefSeq, a predicted model, not a curated record